UUCCAUAUAAAAUCUUGUAUCAUUUUAGUGAAAAAAGAUCUUUUAUUCCACAAGGAUUGUGAUCGCAAGAUGAAUGUAUGUGUCUCGUGUAUGCGGAACUCAUAUUGCAACCCAAUUCGAUGCCAUUCCUGUGACACAAUUGUGACUCCAACAAUAGGUCAUGGUUGGGCAGCACUGCUUAUAGCUGGAAAUGAUGAAAGGGACUCUGUUGCUAAAUCAUUCACAGAUGAUGUAAAAGCCAUACACAAAGUGAUAACGUCAAAAUGUCCACUGGUGAUGGGAGUCAGUGCUGAUCAUGUGGAAACUGUUUAUCCAGAUGAACCAGGAAAGCCGGAUAGCAUGCUAGAUAAGCUAAAAAAGUCUGUUCACACUUUAAAAAAUAUUGAUGGUAUUCAGACAUUACUUGUGUAUUUCUCCGGUCAUUAUAAGCCAAACAAGGGUGGAUUUGAACUCAGUCAUUGUAAAAUGGAAGAGAGAGAACUUCAGAGAAAGUUUGAGUAUCUUUCGAAGAAAGACUUUGAAGGGGAUAUAGCAAGCAUUUUGCAUCAGCCAAAUUCUGUUGGAGAGCCGUCUUCAGUGUCGAAGCGUGUAAUAGUAUUGUUAGAUUGUUGUGAAGCUCCAGCAGUUACAACACCAUCUCAAGAGGAAAUACAUACACUGGAUAAAAACAUAACAAUUGUGCAAAUCAAUGCAUGUAGGCCAAAUCAAAAGUCUAUACAAGAACAAGAUGGAAGUGUAUUUAGAAAGUUUCUUAUUCAAGGUCUUACUAGAAAAGCUCUUGGUAAAAGAUGCCUCAAUGAUCCUGAUUGUCGUUUAGAUGAUUGCUACAUACAAGGGAAUUUUGUAACUUUUGCAAAUCUGAAUGACUACAUAUCAGAUCAUCUGAAGAGUUUUAAAACAAAGCAUUCAUUUGAUUGUGCCAUGCAUACUUACGAUGUGACUAAGAUUGAUGCCAUGAUUGGCUAUGCUAUUAACUUUAAUGCGGAUUUAGAGUUCAAAUACAAAUUUAAGGAGGCGGUGGUUGAAUAUGACGUAAUCCCACAACGAAUGUUCAGUGAGCUGCGAGAACUACAGACUUUGCUUUUUCACAAAUUCAUAAGUAAGUGUACAAGAAUAUUUUGUGAUACAUUAUUGAUUUAUUGUACCAUAACUACCAGAAGGUUAAAAGGGAAAUCACAAAUAAAUGCUUCUUCGUAUCCAUGCUUGAACUAAAACAGUUUCAGUGUGUUAUAACUAACACAGAUUAUGCCUUUUGUUUCCUUUAGAGAUGGCAGUCCUUUCAGCCGGUGAAAAAGAUGUAUCGUAACUUGCCGUUUCCGUAAAAAUGUGUAAAAACCUUCAUUGGUAGCUAGACAUAUCUUUGAUAUUCCACUAUAUAACUAAUACAUUCAAUGGAUGUACAUAUUUAAGCCCAACUAAAUAAAGUAUUUUGAAGAGUUGUCCUACUUUUUCUAGUGCCCACUAAAUUUUGGUUGAGGUUAUGAUGAAUA
Molecule: messenger RNA, 1490 nt
Organism: Mercenaria mercenaria
Lineage: Eukaryota; Metazoa; Mollusca; Bivalvia; Venerida; Veneridae
Exons: 3
Coding region: 70-1212 (380 amino acids)
Source: RefSeq, a predicted model, not a curated record